UCAAUAAUCUGAGUUACAAUUCGUGACAAUUGGUGACAAUCGGCCGAUAAAUAUGUUGAAAUACUCGGCCGCAGACCGUAAUAAAGAUGCCAUUCUUCAAGUGUUGACUACAAUAGUGAAGAGUCACUACAAUAAUCAAGACAUACAACCAUUGAAUGCUUUGGAAAUAGGGAGUGGUUCGGGACAACACGUGACACAUAUGGCCAGACAUUUACCUCACAUCCGAUGGCAACCAACAGAUGUGGAUCAAAGUCUAUUUGAAUCGAUUAACUCAUAUAUAAAACACUUUAAUUUGACAAACGUUUGUCCGGCCGUUCAAUUGGAUGUGUCUUCUCCUAGCAAUCGGUGGCCAAUCUUUGAGUCAGAAAAGUUUGAUCUCAUAUAUUGUGCUAAUGUUAUACACAUCAGUCCGUGGAAGUGCACUAUCGGUCUGUUUGAAGGCUCGUCAAUGAUAUUGUCGCCCAAAUCGGGACUUUUGCUGACAUACGGUCCCUAUGCUUGUGAUGGUGUCAUAACACCUGACAGUAACGUCUCAUUUGACGAUAGUCUUCGGCAAUCAAACCCUGAAUGGGGUCUUCGAGAUAUACGUGAUCUCAAAGAGUUGGCCACAACUAAUGGACUAUCAUUUGUGUCAAUGCAUGAAAUGCCGGCUAAUAAUAAAAUAUUGGUUUUUAAGAAAACAUAA
Molecule: messenger RNA, 685 nt
Organism: Oppia nitens
Lineage: Eukaryota; Metazoa; Arthropoda; Arachnida; Sarcoptiformes; Oppiidae
Product: methyltransferase-like 26
Exons: 2
Coding region: 53-685 (210 amino acids)
Source: RefSeq, a predicted model, not a curated record